Molecule: messenger RNA, 2280 nt
Organism: Vigna angularis (adzuki bean)
Lineage: Eukaryota; Viridiplantae; Streptophyta; Magnoliopsida; Fabales; Fabaceae
Product: protein WHAT'S THIS FACTOR 9, mitochondrial
Exons: 2
Coding region: 277-1509 (410 amino acids)
Molecular function (GO): RNA binding
Source: RefSeq, a predicted model, not a curated record
ACUUACGAUUCUAAGACCAAGUCAGAGACUGCACUGCUUUUGGCCCAGGAAGCGAAGAAGCAGAGAUCCGUGUUUGCACCGGCUGAACUAAUCUAGAUUGCACAAUUAAAGUACCAGCGAACGCCGGGCUCGAACUAAGGUCUAUCCCUCUUUCUCUCUCUUCCUAGUCAAUAAUAAUGCGCUCUCUCAAGGAGUAGUUUUCAAUCACAAACCCAUGUAUUUUUAUUAGCUUCAUCGUUCAUCUCAUUAGAAACUUUUCCUUGAAGUUUUCUCUCCAUGAUUUUCAACUUUAAGAAAUCUACAGCCAAAGCAGUUAAACUCUCCUAUAAAUACAAGGUCCAGAGUCUUCCCUUCUUGAACUUCCAGAGGUACAGUUAUGUGAAUGUGUGUAUGAAAUGGAAAAAGGAUUCGUACUUUGACUCAAUUGAGCACAUCCAUGAGUCCAUUCAGCUCAAGCCUAUCAUUGCCCUGAAAAACUGCAUUGUCCGGGAUCCCAAUGGGUGCAUUCCUAUCUCCACAGUGUCAAAGAGGGGGUUAGAGUUAGAUGUGCCCGUGAAGGUUGCAAGAUUUCUGAGGCAAUAUCCGUCCAUCUUUGAGGAGUUUACUGGUCCCAAAUACAAUCUUCCUUGGUUCAGGUUGACACCGGAAGCUGCUGAGAUUGACAAGGAUGAGAAGAGAGUAUAUGAAGAAUGCAGAGGGGAGUUAAAGGCCAGGUUGAGGAAGAUGAUAUUGAUGACCAGAGAGAAUGUGCUACCUUUGAAGAUAAUUCAAGGGAUGCAAUGGUAUUUGGGGUUGCCUAAUGAUUUUCUGCAGUACCCUGAGCAAAAUCUUGAUGAAUCUUUCAAGUUUAUAGAGAUGGAAGAUGGAUUGAAAGGGUUGACUCUUGACAGUGGAGAAAAGAUUUAUUCUGCAAUGGAGAAAAAUGCCAUGAAAAGAGGUUUGUACACUGGGGGUCCAAUGGAAGCCAUUGAAUUUCCAUUUUACCCAUCAAAGGGUUUACGGUUGAGGACAAAAAUUGAGAACUGGCUAAAUGAAUUUCAGAAGCUUCCUUAUAUUUCACCUUAUGAUGAUAUUUCAAGCUUCCAUCGAAAUAGUGACAUAGUUGAGAAAAGACUUGUAGGAGUUCUUCAUGAACUACUUUCCCUUUUUGUUGAGCAUUCAGCCGAGAGGAAGAAGUUGUUUUGCCUCAAGAAGUAUUUUGGUUUGCCACAGAAAGUGCAUAAAGCGUUUGAGCGACAUCCCCAUAUGUUUUAUCUAUCUUUCAGGAACAAAACCUGUACAGUCAUUCUAAAGGAAGCUUACAGAAGUAACUCAGCUAUUGAGAAGCAUCCUCUAUUGAGGGUAAGGAAGAAGUACAUCAAGUUGAUGAAGGAAUCAGAAGUGAUUUUAAGGAACAGGAGGGUGAAGAAUCGAUUUUAUAAUUGUAAUGCAGAAUUGGAUUUAGAUUCAAAUAAUCUAAAUGAAAGGGGACAUGAUAUGACAAGUUGCUCUUUGGAACAGGUUAUGUGAAGAUUUAUAAAAGCAGACUUGAGGUAAACAUGAAAUUCCUCAAUUUUCUUUUUCUUGCUUAACAGCCGCCAAAAGCCUUCUUCCUAGGAGAAAGCCUUUCUUUUUCACUCCCCCUUCGUAAUCCCCCCAAUCUACCUACUCACACACCAAACAAAAUUCCUACUAUUGCAUGGGUCUCACUGAUUCUAUCAAGCAACCAACAUAUAUCCAUCAUCUAUGCUCCAAAACAUGUCACACGAACACCCUUCUUCCUCUGACUUGAACACCAAGUUCUUGUUCCGAUAUUAGGAACAGAAAAAGCGGGUGCAGCAGCAUUGUUGGGCCAAUAAUCGGGGACAACUACCAAGGCCAUUUAACUGCCAGUCCGACGAGCCAAUGGUGGAGCAUAUGGUAGCAGCAGCUGCCUGGAGCACAUGCACUUCAUCUUCUGAGUUACCUACCAUAUCCAAUCACCAUACUGUUACUCACCCUCCUCACAAUGAUAAAUAUUUCAUGGGGCAUCAUAAAUUACGAAUCACAUACUUUUAAUUUAUUUUUUUAAAAACGGCUGGAAUGAAAUUUUGUGGAAGUUAUCACGGUGAAGUUUUAGAGAGAAAGUAGGGUUUGGGAUGAGUUAGGUUAUUGUGUUCCUUGUGCUUUCCAGAUCAGUACUGUUCGAAUAGACCAUGGAUUUAAAGAAAUUUUAUAAAAGGUCUUUAGAAAUGUAUUUACCAUGUACAGUGAUAUAAAAUUAUAUGUCUAUCAACUAACAUAUAUAUGUAUUUACCAUGU